UAGGGAGGAGGUUUUGAGCAGCGAGGUGGCGUGACCAAGCAGUGGUGAAAGCAUUAACCUGCUGGCAGGCAUCAUACAAGUGGCCUGCAAGGGCACGUCUUGAGAAGCAGCAAGACUUGUUUGAAGGCCGUUGCAAGGAGUAAGGAGGAUCUGGGCUGCUUUAAUGACUGUGGGGAAAAAAAUUUUUUUUUAAGUCGGGUAAAAUGAGAUUAAAAAGGAAGACUCAACAGGACUUGGUAACAAACCCAAGUGGAGCAGAAUCAAAAGAGUGAUAGGGUCCAAUCCUAGACAAUGAAGGAGGGCUUGAAGCAGAUGAACUUAAAGCAAAAAGCACCCACCUGGGGGAGGAAGACAUUGUUUGAGUUGUUAGUAGAACAUUCAGGUGAAGACGGUCCAUCAGGCUUUUGGAACCAGAGCAGCUGAAACCGGAAAGGAGGGAUCAGGAGAUAAAUGCAGGACAGAUGAGGAUAAAGGCGAAAUCUCUGCCCUUGAACAUGUUCUCCAAGGAAAAGAGUAAAGUGGGAAAAGAGCAGAGAACAGAGGUUUUAUCUUUGUGGAAGGCCUGUAUCCAGGGUGGUAAGGAGGAGGAGGAGGCCCCAAAAGAUGGGGAGAUAUGCAGCUGGAGAACAGCCCCUUUAUGCCCAGGAGGUAAGAGGUUACAGAGAAAAGCCAGGGAUAAUGACCUCUGGUAAAGCCCACAGAAGCUGGCUGGGAGUUUCCUUUUCAAGUAGAUGGACAGAGAUCAGAUUGCAUGGUAAUAUGGACACAGCACAGGGGGGAAUUCAAGAUCAUGUCUUAAAAUAACUCAGCAUUUAAAAAAACAAACAAACAACAACAACAACAAAAACCCCCUAGGUCUGAGGGCUUUGCAUCUGGGAAUAUGGGAAUAGGAAAGAUAAAGCAGCAGGGAUAGCAGCCUCUGAGAUGCUAGAGUCCUAGCCGGCCUUGCCAUGGUGUGGCCUUUACUCUGAAACCUGCUUCUUAGCUACAUUUAUGCAAAGUUCUAAGUCUUACCAGAAUAGAAAGUGAAAGCAAAAAUAAAUUCCCCUCCGUUCAAAUCUGCAACCACAUGGAUUAAGGUUAAAUCUAUUUAUUGAAACAUAUUGUUUAGAGCCUGUGUAACAUAACUGGAGCCAACGCGGUGCUGUGGAGAACCAGAGGAUUUAGCCUGGUUAUUAACUUGUCUUCUAGAGAAUAGAUUUAGUGUCCCACUUUUCUGCAAUGGUUAAUACACAUCGAAAAUUAAUAUUGAAUAUUUACUGCUCAGCAAUCAUCCUGCCCCAAAUAUGUAUUUGUUCUCAGUUCACAAGCUCAUCUAAUGAUCAGUACAAUGAGAACCCUGGGGUUUUUCCAGUAGCCACCAAUGGGGAACCAUUUCCCUGGCGUGAGCUAAGGCUCCCCACCAAGGUCAUUCCCCUCCACUAUGACCUUUUUGUCCACCCAAAUCUUACCUCCCUGGACUUCGUUGCAUCUGAAAAGAUUGAAGUCUUGGUCCGAGAUACCACCCAAUUUAUCAUCUUGCACAGCCAUGGUCUUGAAAUCAUGAAUGCCACUCUUCAGUCAGAGGAAGAUCUGAGAUACAAGAAAUCAGGGGAAAAGCUAACUGUUUUGAGUUACCCUGCUCAUCAGCAAAUUGCACUACUGGUUCCAGAGAAACUUAUGGCUGACCUGAGAUACUCUGUGGCUAUUGACUUCCAGGCCAAACUAGCUGAUGGUUUUGAAGGGUUUUAUAAAAGCACGUACAGAACUCUUGGUGGUGAAACAAGAACAAUAGCAGUAACGGAUUUUGAGCCAACCCACGCACGGAUGGCUUUCCCUUGCUUUGAUGAGCCAUUGUUCAAAGCCAACUUUUCAAUCAAGAUAAGAAGAGAGAGCAGACACAUUGCCCUAUCCAACAUGCCAAAGGUUAAGACAAUUGAACGUGAAGGAGGUCUCUUGGAAGAUCAUUUUGAAACUACUGUAAAAAUGAGUACGUACCUUGUAGCCUACAUAGUUUGUGAUUUUGCCUCUGUGAGUGGCACAGCCUCGUCAGGGGUCAAGGUAUCCAUCUAUGCAUCCCCAGACAAAUGGAGUCAAACACAUUAUGCUUUGGAAGCAUCAUUGAAGCUGCUUGAUUUUUAUGAAAAUUACUUUAACAUCCACUAUCCACUCCCCAAACUGGAUCUAGUUGCCAUUCCUGACUUUGAAAGUGGAGCCAUGGAAAACUGGGGCCUUGUCACAUAUAGAGAGACGUCACUGCUCUUUGAUCCCAAGACCUCUUCCACUUCUGAUAAACUGUGGGUCACCAAAGUCAUAGCCCACGAACUGGCACACCAGUGGUUUGGCAACCUGGUUACAAUGGAGUGGUGGAAUGACAUUUGGCUCAAUGAGGGUUUUGCAACAUACAUGGAACUGAUCUCUGUUAACGUCACAUAUCCAGAGCUACAGUUUGAUAACAUUUUUUUGAACGAUUGCUUUGAAGUAAUUAAGAGUGAUUCAUUAAAUUCAUCCCGUCCAGUCUCCAAGCAAGCAGAAACUCCUACUCAAAUCCAGGAGAUGUUCGAUGACAUUUCCUAUAAAAAGGGAGCUUGUCUUUUGAAUAUGCUCAAGGAUUUUCUGAGUGAGGAGAAGUUCAAGAAAGGGAUUAUUCACUACUUAAAGAAGUUCAGCUAUAGAAAUGCCAAGAAUGAUGAUUUGUGGAGCAGUCUGUCAAAUAGUUGUUUAGAAAGUGAUUUUACAUCUGGUGGAUUCUGCUAUUCCGAUUCCAAGACAACAAGCAACACACUCACCUUUCUGGAGGAAAAUGUGGAGGUCAAAGAUAUAAUGACCACAUGGACUCGUCAGAAAGGAAUACCCCUUGUGGUGGUUGAACAAGAAGGUCGUUUGCUUAAACUGCGGCAGGAGCGCUUCCUGAAUGGGGUUUUCAGAGACGACCCUGAAUGGGGGGCCCUGCAGGAGAGGUACCUUUGGCAUAUCCCAGUGACCUACUCCACAAGCUCCUCUAAUGCUAUUCACAGACACCUUCUGACAUCAAAGACAGAUACUCUGUAUUUACCUGAAAAGACCAGUUGGGUGAAACUCAAUGUGGACUCAAAUGGCUACUACAUUGUCCACUAUGAGGCGCAUGGAUGGGACCAGCUCAUUGCUGUGCUGAAUCAGAACCACACACUUCUCAGACCUAAGGACAGAAUAGGUCUGAUUCAUGAUGCGUUUCAGCUAGUAAGUAUCCCAUCUGAUGUUUUAAAGAUUGUGUAUUCUGUGGGUGCUCAAACAACAGAAGGAUGGAAUUACCUUUUAGAACAAUAUGGACUCUCAUUGUCAGGUGCUGAAAAAAACAAAAUUCUCUAUGCAUUGUCAACCAGCAAACAUCAGGAGAAGUUGAUAAAAUUAAUUGAUCUAGGAAUGGAAGGAAAGGUUAUCAAGACACAGGACUUGGCAUCGCUUCUUUAUGCGAUUGCCAGAAAUCCAAAGGGGCAGCAAUUAGCCUGGAAUUUUGUAAAAGAAAAUUGGACCCAUCUCCUUGAAAGAUUUGAGUUGAGCUCAUUUCCCAUGAGAAUAAUCAUCUCUGGUACAACAUCUCACUUUUCUUCCAAGGAUGAGUUGCAAGAGGUGAAACUGUUCUUUGAAUCUCUUCAGACUCAAGGAUCAUAUUUGGAAAUUUUUCAGAUUGUUUUGGAAACCAUUUCCAAAAAUAUUAAGUGGCUAGAGAAGAAUCUUCCCUCCCUGAGAAACUGGCUACUGAUUAGUAUUUAAAUGGUCAAUAGAAACAACACAUCAGAUGCAAACGGUCUGCGUGAAGUGAGCAAAGCUCAGGUCAGACUUCCAGAUAGUGUAACCAGUAAGAAGCCUCAAGAAAUCAGCCAGCACAGCUACCAUCGCUGGCUGACAGAUGUUUGAUGCUGGGGUGGAGGACGCCCAGUUCAGUAGCCUAUUUUAAAGUAAACUUCCUGAAUAACGGAGAUGUGUGGAGGUGUAGAUAGAUGUAGCUGUAAUAGUUUAGUCCCAACACAGACUGUGUGCAUUACCAUUAUGCAACUACUAUUUUGCUUUUCUGAUGCUUUUUAAACCUUGCAUAGUAUACUGGAAUUAGCCCAUCCAAUCCAUAUAAAAAUCUUUCUUGUGCAUCUUUUCAUCUCCUUAUGCUCUCACUCCCUCAGCUCACCCUGCAUAGUUUAUUUAAUUUUUACCAUUCAUAGAAAAUCUGAAUCAAAUUUAGAAGCAUAAAAUUCAGGAAAACUGAGACUUUAUCACCAACUCUCAGAUUACUAGAAACUAGGUGUCAAAGUUUAUCAAGGACACCAAGAGGUCCUCUUGGCUUGAGCCUCACAUCCAAAAACAGCCUCAAAAAUAGCCUUUUGAAACUAAAAAUAGAAUCAUCAUAUGACGCAGCAAUUCUAUUCCUGGGCAUCUAUCCAGAAAAGGCCAUGACGCGAAAAGAUUUAUGUAUCCCAGUGUUCGUUGCAGCACUAUAUGCAAUAGCCAAGACCUGGAAGCAACCCAGAUGUCCAUCAACAGAGGAGUGGAUAAAGACAUGAUACAUAUACACAAUGGAAUAUUACUGAGCCAUAAAAAUGAAUGAAAUAAUGGUGUUUGCAGCAACAUGCAUGGACCUAGAAAUUAUCAUGCUAAGUGUAGUCAGGCAGUGAGACACAAACAACAUAUGCUAUCUCUUAUAUGUGGAAUCUAAUAAAAGGAUAUGAUGAACUUAUUUGCAGAACUGAAACUGACUUACAAACUUUGAAAAAAUUAUGGCUACCAAAGGAGACAGGUUGGAGGAGGGGAGGGAUGGGCUGGCAGCUUGGGAUGGAAAUGCUGUAAAAUUAGGUUGUAAUGAUGGUUGUACAACUAUAAAUGUAAUAAAAUGCAUUGAAUUUAAAAAUAACCUUUUGAGAUCCUCUCUGAAUGAAGUAAAAUCUGUAGUCACAGAGAUAUAGGUUAGAAAGAUGACAAAAAGAUUUUAAGGAGAGAAGACUCUGAAGCUGAAAGAGAGGAAAGGGAGUAGUCGUGGACUCUGCAAUGAAGGCAAUUCUCCAGAAAGGACCGAUUGGGUAAGAAGCUAUGGAGGGCAGUGUCUAUUACCUAUUUAUGAGUGUUGUGUACAGAUGGCGUUUGAUAAAUAGGUGUUGACUGUGUGAAGUGGCACCUAGAAAUGAGGGAGAAAAAUAGGAAAUGGAACCUAGGAGAACUCAGACAAACCUACUUGGCAAUUUUGCCUCAGCUGGUCCUGCUGGUACCUGAUUGUAUAAUUCUGUGUCGUAUAUUAUGCAUUAUGUAUAUAUCUUGUGUGCCGGUCCUCAUUGGCUCAAUGUCUUGUAAAAGCCUUAACAAGUAAAACUUUAACUCCUGUUUUGUUUUUAGUUUUCUUUGGUCUCUGCAUACCAUAGGCCCUCCACAAACAUUGCUGGCUGACUAACAGCCUGUGCUGGCAGCUAUCGGCCAGAGGAGGAAGAAAAUGUCUGAGUCAGCCUAGACUCAGCCAAGAACUACAGUCAAGUGUAAUUUUCUGCAUAAAUAUUGCAGGAUCUUUGCAUGCUCAAAAACAAACAAAAUUCUGAAGGACACAUUUUAUGAGAAUGAACCUUAGCCAUGCUCUAUUUUAGCAUAGCUGUAAGAAAUAAAAGAAAAUGAAAACUAAGUAUCUUCAGGAGGGUAAACAUCUCCCUAGAAAGAGCAAGUCAAAAAUUCCAAUUAGAGAUCAUCUCUAAAAAUAUAUUUUAUAUCCUUUGAUUUUUGCUAAAGACAGCCUGUGGUCGGUUUUCAUGGCUGGAGCAGCAACCCCCCUCCCCGCCCCUCCACCAACCCUACCAUUUGGUGACCUAGCUAGGCCCCUUCUGAUGCAGGACCUAGAUAUUAACAAAAACUUGGUUUCCCCAGGACACCAUUAUUUUAAACUCUCAGGUUAAAAUAUCAGAAGUGUACAAAUUUGUUUGCAUACAAUCUACUAUUCAUAUUUAAUAGUAAUAGCAAAUACCUCUUUAGUGCUUAUUUUGUGCCAGUCUAUGCUGGGGUGUUCAUCUUAUUUUCACAAUAACUUUGUCCUCAGUUUAUAAAGGAGAAAAUAAAACCAAAUUUGCCCCAGUCAGAGGCAAUGGUUAUCAGUAUAUUUACAGAAUUAUGCACUUAUUAACAUGAUCCAUUUUAGAAUAUUUUCAUCAUGCCAACAAGGAAGCUAUAUCCAUUAGCUGUCACUUCCUAUUCUUCUCGCCUUUCUCUUUUAGGCAAUUGCUAAUCUAUUUUCUCUUUCUAUAGAUUUGCCUCCUUUGGACAUUUCCAAAAAAAAAUCAAAUAAUGCAAUAUAUGAUCUUCUGCAACUGGCUUCUUUCAUGGGCAUUUGUAUUGUUUAUGCUCUCUAGCUAUUAUGAGUAAUGCUCCUAUAACUAUUCAUGUACAGGUUUUUGUGUGAACAUAAAUUUUCAAUUCUUUUGGGUACACACCUAGGAGUGAAAUUACUGCCUCAUAUGGCAACUCUAUGUUUAAUCUUUGGAAGAACUGCCAGACUGUUUUUCAACACAGCUGCAUUACUUCUAUCAGUGGUAUGUGAAGUUUCCAUUUCUGUACAUCUUUGUUAACAUUUAUUAUUAUCUGGCCUUUUGAUUCUAGCCAUCCUAUAUCUAGGUCUAAUGAAGUGAUAUCACAUUGUA
Molecule: messenger RNA, 6620 nt
Organism: Sus scrofa (pig)
Lineage: Eukaryota; Metazoa; Chordata; Mammalia; Artiodactyla; Suidae
Source: RefSeq, a predicted model, not a curated record